AGUUUCACGCAGUGACGGUGACCGUCUCUGUAGAUGACAGCACCGCGCGGCUCUGGCAGUGAACGCGCUCGUGCUCGGUUGGUGUCCUGAAGCGAACAGAAAGACCCUCGUGGAUUUUUGGCGGUGACCGGAAGUCUCCGCCGGUGGUUCGCUCGCGCUCUGCACGGCGGUGGUACCGGAGCGUCCGGCGGAAGGCCGCCCUCCGGUCAGAUGAUGUCCCCGGGCAGGACCGCGUCCUGUCGGCUGCUGAGGCCCGCCUCGUGGCUCUCUCUCCUGCAGGGCUCCCAGCGCUCGGCCGGCGGUGCCCCUCGGAGAGAGCUAAUCAAGAAACAUGACCUGGGGAAGAACGAGCUCCGCCCCCUCUACAUGGACUUCCAGGCCACCACCCCCAUGGAUCCCCGGGUUCUGGACGCCAUGUUACCAUAUCAGGUGAACUAUUAUGGGAACCCUCACUCAAGGACGCACGCCUACGGCUGGGAGAGUGAGACCGCCAUGGAGAACGCCAGACAGCAGGUCGCCGACCUGAUCGGAGCUGACCCCAGAGAAAUCGUCUUCACCAGCGGAGCCACCGAGUCCAACAACAUGGCCAUCAAGGGCGUGGCCAGGUUCUACCAAGCCAAGAAGCGCCAUGUCAUCACCACGCAGACAGAACACAAAUGUGUCCUGGACUCCUGUCGCGUUCUGGAGGCAGAGGGAUUCAACAUCACCUACCUGCCAGUUCAGAAGAACGGACUGCUGGACUUGGAGAUGCUGGAGGCCUGCAUCCGCCCCGACACCUGUCUGGUGUCCGUGAUGACCGUCAACAAUGAGAUCGGAGUCAAGCAGCCCAUCAAGGACAUCGGGCAGAUCUGCCGCUCCAAAGGCGUCUUCUUCCACACCGAUGCUGCCCAGGCGGUCGGGAAGAUUCCCGUCGAUGUCAACGACUGGAAGGUGGAUCUGAUGUCCAUCAGCGCUCACAAGAUCUACGGACCCAAAGGAGUGGGGGCCCUGUACGUGCGCCGGCGGCCUCGAGUGCGUUUGGAGCCGCUACAGAAUGGCGGUGGGCAGGAGAGGGGUCUGCGCUCCGGGACCGUCCCAACGCCACUGGCUGUGGGUCUGGGAGCCGCCUGCAGCAUCGCCAGAACCGAGAUGGAGUAUGAUCAUUACAGGGUCUCCAUGCUGGCGGAUCGUUUUAUCCAGAAGAUCCUGUCAGAGAUUCCGGAUGUCGUCAUGAAUGGAGAUCUGGAGCAGCGUUACCCCGGUUGCAUCAACCUGUCCUUUGCUUAUGUGGAGGGAGAGAGUCUGUUGAUGGCUCUGAAGGACGUUGCUCUGUCAUCUGGAAGCGCCUGCACCUCUGCGUCUCUGGAGCCGUCCUACGUUCUCAGGGCCAUCGGCACGGAUGAAGACCUGGCACACUCCUCCAUCAGGUUUGGAAUUGGACGAUUCACCACUGAGGAGGAGGUGGACUACACGGCAGAGAAAUGCAUCCAGCAGGUCCGCAGACUCCGAGAAAUGAGUCCUCUGUGGGAGAUGGUUCAAGAAGGCGUAGACCUCAAGAGCAUCAAGUGGACUCAGCACUAGCUCCUCCCACUUCCUGUCUUCAUCCCAACAGUGGAAAAGCUUCAGUUUCCUGCUGUAAACAAACACGCACAAACUUCCUGUCCCACUUGAGGGCUACUUGCUGUGCCCCCCCUCCCUGCAUUCAGAGUGAUAUGAGCAGCUGAAGGCUGUUUGGACCCCCACCACCACCCCCUUCUGGGCCAUUUUGGGGUUUUCACAGUCGAAGAAUCUCACUUUGUCAGACAGUUUGGACCAAGUUCUAUUUGCUGCAGCGCUGUGGGAACUGAAAACACUUCUCUUUAAUUUUUUUUGGGACGGGUCAGGGUCAGAAGAAUCUGCUGAAGUGAAAACAGAGUCUGUUUCUGGCUGAUGUGAUUCUGUCCUCCUCCCUUCAUUCAGUGUCUUACAGUCAGAGACCUGUCCGUCCGCCACUCCACAGCCCUUUCUCCUUGACUUGCUUUAUGACAUUCUCAGCUGUCAUCCAAACCAAUGAUUUUCACAUUUUUUCCAAACUCAGUCCUUUAGAAGUGGGGGGUGGGACACUUGCUAUGCAACAGUGGAGACCUGUUUAUUGCUUUUGUCAAUGCAGAUGUAGAUGAAUGUGUUACAGAUGGACUCUGAAUAGAGGUCAUGGGGUUUGUUGGGUUCAUUUAUGACUUUAAAUGUUUUUUUUCCAAAUGCAACAAACAAACCAAAUCUAGAAGUCUUCUUUUACACAACACAAGCUUAGAGUGGGUUCGUUCAAAGGAGUGGACAAGUGUCUGAUUUUUGGAAUAGUAGUGCAUCCCACAAGCCCAGAAAGAACCGGGAACAACAGAACCUGGAGAUCUGCUCCCUCUCUGCUCCCAUACAUCUCUGUUUGAGAAGCUGAAUGAUUUUUAGCCAGCACCACGUUCUGGUCCGUUUCAAUCCUUCUGACACUUGGAGACAGAACUUGGUUCUCCCCAAAGACAAAAUCCUGAGCUACCAGCAGUAAAGUGCUGUUUUCUAACCACUGCAGUGAGGGUGAAACCAGGCCACUGUCAACAUCAGGUGGAGAGGAUUCUGCAGAAACUCCACCUGAAGGAUUCAAACCCUUCAUUUAAGAACAGGAAAGUACAAGAGAGGAAGGACAGUUUGAGUGACGUGGAACAGAGUCCCUCCAAAGAAACAGAUGACCAUGCUGUACCACCUUCCAUCUGUCUGCAGCUGAAACCCAACAAGCUGGACCUUGGGUUGAUCUGCUCAUCUACAGACAGGGCUUAGAGAAAGUUGCUCUACUUCCAGAAUCGUCUCACAUAAUAAAGGUUUUCAAUAAAGGAU
Molecule: messenger RNA, 2841 nt
Organism: Oryzias melastigma (Indian medaka)
Lineage: Eukaryota; Metazoa; Chordata; Actinopteri; Beloniformes; Adrianichthyidae
Gene: nfs1
Product: NFS1 cysteine desulfurase
Exons: 13
Coding region: 211-1560 (449 amino acids)
Biological process (GO): [2Fe-2S] cluster assembly
Cellular component (GO): mitochondrion; nucleus; cytosol
Molecular function (GO): pyridoxal phosphate binding; cysteine desulfurase activity
Source: RefSeq, a predicted model, not a curated record